UAUAAAUUUCAUUCGUACAAUUAAAAUUUUCAGUGAAGUCGCUCAAAUGACAUACAGAAGAAUCAUAAUUCCCAAAGGAACCAUUUUAACGAAUCGAACGACGAUCAUAAGGAUACCGUACGAUUUGGAUUCCGAUGCGGUUGUGGUGGGACCUCAGGAAUCAAUUUACUUGGAUUCUGAUGCAUCUGACAUGUCUUUACUGUCUCAGGAAUACCUCCAGGAGUCUAAUUCAGUUGAUAAUUUAGGUGAUUCUGAGACACCAUUGUAUUCUCCGGAUAUACAAGAUGAGAUGGAAUUGUAUGCAACCCUCUCGAAAAUUAGAAAAAAACACCCUUCUUAUGAACACCCAGUUAAUCAUCCCUUGUGUUACUCAGAUAUUAAUGGUGAUUUUGAAGAUGACCUCUAUAAGAUUGAAACUAAUUUAAUAAAUCGAAAUGUAUCUCGUUAUCCUAGAAAUUACCAUGGACCAGAAUCUUUGAAACAUGUUCCUGUAGAAAAACCUAUCGUAUUCAAGUCGAAUUAUUCGUAUGAUGCAAGUUCAAAUACGCUUUAUGAUCUCGGUGAAUUAUCUAGCGACACUAACAUUCUCAAUAUAAUUCAGUGUGAUGAACCCUACGAAAAGAAUGUUUAUACGCAAGUAGAAAACAAAUCCGAUGAAAUGAAGGAUUUUUCGCAAAUUUUUCCGGAAAAAACAUGCGUUCUCCAAGGAAUUGAUGAAAAUGCUACGAAGUUACAUUAAAUUACAUUUGUGUUGGGAGAACUAGCAUGUAAUGCAAACUGUGUUGCAUUUUUUAGAUACAAAGAACAAUUAUAAUAUUUUCA
Molecule: messenger RNA, 822 nt
Organism: Phyllotreta striolata
Lineage: Eukaryota; Metazoa; Arthropoda; Insecta; Coleoptera; Chrysomelidae
Source: the annotation of a GenBank genome assembly